AUGAAGGAUGGAGCCAUUCUGAUUAACACUUCUCGUGGGUCUAUAAUUGAUGAGCAAGCUUUGGUUGACGCCCUUGAGUCUGGUAAACUAUACAGCGCUGAUUUGGAUGUUUUUGAGAAUGAGCCUCAAGUACAUUCGAACCUGCUAGCAAAUGAGAAUGUUGUCCUGACUCCGCACAUGGCUGCUGGCACUGUCGAGACAAUUCACAAAUCAGAAGUUCUUGCCAUGUCUAAUGUUCGGAACGCACUUCAGCAUGGGACGUUAUUGACGCAAGUUCGUGAACAACGAGCUGAAUAA
Messenger RNA from Botrytis fragariae, 297 nucleotides. RefSeq names its product putative glyoxylate reductase protein. Bases 1 to 297 code for a protein of 98 amino acids. The transcript has 2 exons. Gene Ontology annotation, molecular function: glyoxylate reductase (NADPH) activity; NAD binding; hydroxypyruvate reductase [NAD(P)H] activity. NCBI's taxonomy places the organism in Eukaryota, Fungi, Ascomycota, Leotiomycetes, Helotiales, Sclerotiniaceae. The record is from RefSeq and is a predicted model, not a curated record. Gene Ontology annotation, cellular component: cytosol.